Molecule: messenger RNA, 1480 nt
Organism: Stylophora pistillata
Lineage: Eukaryota; Metazoa; Cnidaria; Anthozoa; Scleractinia; Pocilloporidae
Product: microfibril-associated glycoprotein 4
Source: RefSeq, a predicted model, not a curated record
AUCACAGCAAGAACGACUGAAGUGUGCAAACCAUCAUACGAUGCUGUCCAAAAUAAUUCUUGGAGUCUUUAUCUCCUUUUCCCUGUUUCACUCAUUGGUUAUCUGCCAAGGAUCAGUGCAGAGACAAAGUCAUGCAAGUUCCAAAACGUGCAACAUCAAUAACAACUUUUAUGCGGGACCCAACAAGAAGAUCGAAAAUCUUCUCCUGGAUGUGAAAAAACAACUGAGCAACAUUCAAAAGGAUCUCAACAUAUUGCCGCAGAAUGGGGAUGGCGACACGCAGGUUUUACCGGACGACAAUAAUUCUUCCAAUCCAUGUACCCUUGACCAGCUUGCGGCGGAAGGAGGAAGAAAUAUACCCACAGCGAAAAAUAAAGUUAUCAAGAAGAAUUGUGCUGAGCUGUAUAACAUUGGUCAUAAAACCAGUGGCGUCUAUAAAAUCAACCCCGAUGGCAAAGGUGCUUUUCUUGUAUACUGUGAUCAAAAAACAGCUGGUGGGGGCUGGACAGUGAUCCAGAAGAGGAUGGACGGCUCUGUCAAUUUCUACCUCGGUUGGGACGAUUACAAGAACGGCUUUGGUAAUCUGAGUAGCGAGUUUUGGCUUGGAUUGGACAAGAUACAUCGUCUUACCCUCAGUGACUGGAACAAGCUUCGCGUUGAUCUGAGGGAUGAAGAUGGAACUAAGGUCCACGCCGAAUAUGAAUUGUUUGCUGUUGCGAGCGAGAAGAACAACUACAAGUUGAGCCUCGGAUCAUACUCAGGGACGGGAGGCGACGGCCUAACCUAUCAUAAUGGCAUGACCUUCACCACCAAAGAUAAGGAUAGUGACGCCCACAAGGAAAACUGUGCACUGAAGCAUAGUGGAGCUUGGUGGUACAAAGGAUGUGCGUAUUCGAACCUGAAUGGUCUUUAUCAUGUUGGCGUACAUUCCACAAAUCCCGUCUAUGAUGGGAUUUUUUGGAGCAACUGGAAGGGAAUCUAUAAUUCUAUUACACACGCUGCGAUGAAAAUCAAACCAGUCAAGUUUUAGAAACCGAAAUAUGAUAGAUUUAUAGAUCGUAUUUCGUUUUCUUUAUCUUGAAGGCAUAAAAGAAGAGCUGCGAUUGAUGUUUUGAAGUUAAACCUUUUGUUAGAGUAUUAGUGAGAAUAAUUCAAUUAGGAUGGCACUUAAGUAAAAGUUUCAAAAGGCCUCAAGCGUUGUGGACCAGUUUAAGUAAAAGCAGAACAGAAUAAACACAGGCUAUUUCUCGUUUUUAUCAAAGGAUUUCAAAUUCCUAAAAUGUAGCAUUUGUGAGUAAUUUUUCUUUUAUUGAGAGAAAAACUAUCUAUAUUCAGUAAGGUUUGAGUUGAUAGAGAUUCUUUAAGCAAGGAAUCCUAGGUGGUUCGGCAACUUUUGUUUUUAUUUGAUUCCUUACCUAAGAGGUGCUGUGCAAUUUAGGUUGGGAUAAAUUACAAUAAAUCCAGCUCAGUUUUCGCAAAU